AUGAAUGCGUCUAACGAGGCGAUAUUCCGAUCGGCGCCGAUGACAUUGGUUCAGUUUUAUGUAACAAUAGAAUUGGCAAGGGAGAUGGUGGGGAUGUUGGGGAACUUGGGAGCAGUUCAAUUUCGAGAUUUGAACUCUAAACUCACCCCCUUCCAACGAACUUUUAUCAGUGAAUUGAAAUCUAUUGAUGCAAUGAUUAGUCAGUUGACGUUCCUUCGCUCCACUAUGGAUAAGUUGGGUACUGUUACAGGUGACUUACAUGUGAACUUGAGGGCCGAUAUGAGGCCCAUGCCAUCAACAUCAGAAAUGGACGAAUUUAGAACAAAGUUAAAUGACUACCACGAAAGGAUCAGGCAUUUAAAUCAUUCGUAUGGAAACUUAGAUAGCCAAAAACUCAAAUACAUUGAAAACCGAUACGUCAUCAACACAUUAAACAAUUUCCAUCGAUCUUCGUUGGUGGAUAACGAGCAUGAUCAUUUUGACGACCACCACGAAAAUACUGAGCUCGAUAGCGAAAUUGCGCUUUUAGCCACGCGUCAGAAUAACAGCUUGGAGUUGGGCUUGGAAGUUCAUAAUUGGGAAGAGUCAAACUUCAACUCCAUAGCAGGAACAAUUGCGAGAGACAAGGUGCCAGUAUUGAGAAAUAUAUUGUGGCGACUUUUACGAGGAAAUUUGUAUUUCCACGAUAUCCCCAUCGAUGAGGAAUUCCCUGUUAAUGACAAGUCAACGGAAAUGGUGUACAAAAACGUUUUUAUUAUUUUCAUUCAUGGUGAUAUAUUACGGUCAAGGGUGAGGAAAAUCAUACAAUCGUUGGAUGGAAUUAUAUUCAACAAUGCUUCCGGAAACGCAGACGCGAGAAGAGCGACUUUGGAUGAAAUAAAUGAUAGAAUUGAAGAGUUAACAAAUGUCGUUGAUAACACCAAAGAUCAACUAAUCACGGAGUUGAAGGUGUUUCAAGAAUUGUAUCCUGACUAUUCAUAUAUUGUACAGCGAGAGAAGUUAGUGUAUGAAACAUUGGACAAAUUUGAUGAGGAUAGUACAAGAAGAUGUUUGGUUGGAGAAGGGUGGAUUCCAUCUGUUGAUUUUGAAAAGAUACGAGGUGCGUUGAGAAAAUUGGUGAAGGAAAAAACCAGACGCGACCGCAGGUCUUCCAACCAAUCUAGUGAGUCACUAGAUAUAUCAGUAGAUGCUGAAACCGAUACAUUUGUCAUUGACGAUAGUGAUCAUGAUGUUUCCGGGUUCGAGUUUAAUGGGGAAGAAGCUGGGUCAUUGAUUGCAGUAGUAAACAAGCUUAGUACCAACAGGACUCCUCCAACGUACCACAAGACAAAUAAGUUUACAGCUGCAUUCCAGCUGAUUAUUGAUGCGUAUGGUAUUGCCACAUAUGAGGAAGUCAAUCCAGGUUUGGCAACUAUUAUUACGUUUCCCUUUAUGUUUGCCAUUAUGUUUGGUGAUUUGGGUCAUGGGUUUAUUGUUUUGUUGAUGGCAUUGUACUUAAUCGUUAAUGAGGUUGCGUUUGGUGCCAUGCGUAACAAGGACGAGAUUUUUGAAAUGGCCUUCAAUGGAAGAUAUAUUAUUUUGUUGAUGGGUAUUUUUUCCAUGUAUACUGGGUUCAUUUACAAUGAUAUUUUCUCCAAAUCAAUGGCUAUAUUUGGAUCUGGGUGGGAGUAUGUGUUUCCCGAUAAUUAUGACCCUCAAAAAGGUGGUACAUUAACCGCCACCAAAAUCAAAGGUAAAACGUACCCUAUUGGUCUUGAUUGGGCAUGGCACGGGACUGAAAACAAUCUUUUGUUCACAAACUCGUACAAGAUGAAACUAUCAGUCUUGAUGGGAUACGUACAUAUGAACUAUUCAUUGAUGUUUAGUUUGGUCAAUUACUUGUAUUUUAAAAGAAGAGUUGAUAUCAUUGGAAAUUUCAUUCCUGGAUUUCUUUUCAUGACUAGUAUAUUUGGUUACUUGGCGUUGACAAUUGUGUACAAAUGGUCAGUUGAUUGGUUGGGCACUGGUAGACAACCACCAGGGUUGUUAAACAUGUUAAUAAAUAUGUUUUUGUCCCCAGGAACAGUUGAGGAGCAAUUAUAUCCAGGUCAAAAGUUUAUUCAAGUGGUUUUGGUUCUUAUUGCCCUCAUUUGUGUGCCAUGGUUGUUGAUUUAUAAGCCGUUGACGUUAAAAAGACAAAAUGACAAGGCCAUCAAAUUGGGAUAUACCGAUUUACAUUCUCAGAGAAACCACUCGAUGAUGUUGCAUGAAGAAGAGGCGGCAUUGGAGUUGGAACGCGAAUUGAAUAAUGAUCCAACCGAUGAAGAAGUUGAAACGGAUGACGAAUUUAGAUUCCCCAAUGAUAUUGAACCAAUGUUUCAUUCGGCUGCAGCCCAUGGAGAUGAUCACGGGGAAUUCAACUUUGGCGACAUUGUUAUCCAUCAAGUCAUCCACACUAUUGAGUUUUGUUUGAAUUGCGUUAGUCAUACAGCUUCUUAUUUGAGAUUGUGGGCUCUUUCAUUGGCUCAUGCUCAGUUGUCUACAGUGUUGUGGUCCAUGACGAUACAAAAUGCAUUUGGUAAAACUGGCGCAGUUGGAAUCAUCGCAACGGUGUGUUUAUUUGCCAUGUGGUUUCUGUUAACUGUAUGUAUCUUGGUUCUUAUGGAAGGUACAUCGGCCAUGUUGCAUUCCUUGAGACUACAUUGGGUUGAAGCUAUGUCCAAGUUUUUUGAGGGUGAAGGUUAUGCGUAUGAGCCAUUUAAUUUCAAGUCUAUAGAUGUUUAA
Messenger RNA from Lodderomyces parapsilosis, 2763 nucleotides. RefSeq names its product Stv1p (gene STV1). Bases 1 to 2763 code for a protein of 920 amino acids. Gene Ontology annotation, biological process: proton transmembrane transport; vacuolar acidification. Gene Ontology annotation, molecular function: proton-transporting ATPase activity, rotational mechanism; ATPase binding. Gene Ontology annotation, cellular component: vacuolar proton-transporting V-type ATPase complex; fungal-type vacuole membrane; vacuolar proton-transporting V-type ATPase, V0 domain. The transcript has a single exon. NCBI's taxonomy places the organism in Eukaryota, Fungi, Ascomycota, Pichiomycetes, Serinales, Debaryomycetaceae. The record is from RefSeq and is a predicted model, not a curated record.